AUGGAGCACUCAAUAGCAGAUUGGGCAAAUCUUCAUGAUUCCAUCCUUGUUUUGAUCGUGGAGAAAUUGGUUCUUCCGCUUUCCAAUUAUGUGCGUAUCCGCACUGUUUGCAAGCCGUGGAACUUGGCUAUCAGCAACAACACCAACCUACUCCGUAAAACCUUGAAGGAUAGUUCCCCGCUGCUGAUAAUCCCUUCCAACGGAAACAGUGAAGAAAGGCUUGGUUUGUACAACGUGAUUGAGGAAAAGAAAUACCAGAUGGAGCUGCAACUUCCUGUCAAGACUACUACGAGAGCAUUCUGUGGCUCUUCUCAUGGAUGGCUAGCUAUGUUUGAUGCCACAACUUUAGCCAUUACGCUUAUCAACCCUUUCACCUCUGAUGCUAUCACUCUUCCUCUGCUUAAUUAUUCUGGUGAUUUCUUCAUCAACAAGGUUGUACUAUCAGAUGAUCCUUACCUAAAUCCUAAGGAAUAUUUUGUCAUCGCCCUCGUCAAAGCCGAUGACCAUACACAAAUUGCAAUCAUUCGACGACCAGGUGAUAUUGAACGUUGGGCUUGGAUUAACAAUCCAGGAGGUGAUAAAAUAACUGAUGCUAUUUUUCGCAACGGCGAUAUUUAUGCUGUAGAUUUGUCAAAUAAUAUCAUAUCAGUUAAGAAUUUUUCAAGCUUUGAUGGCACAAGAAAUUCAGCUAUUAAGUCAGAGAUCAUUGUACGCGGGUCUGGCAGUAGACCAGCUAUUAUGAAAUCAUACAUUGUGGAGUCAUCUGCCGGAGAUAUUCUGGUCAUCAGAAGGAUUUUCAGGUUUGAUCAUUAUAAGAAACAUUACUUGACUAAAAAUUGUAAGGUUUAUAAGCUGGUCCAAGAUGGAACUGAAGCAAAGUUGGUUAAUGUAGAAAGCGUAAGAGAUGAUGCAUUAUUCUUGGGUGGGAACUGCUCCAUGUCGGUUGCGGUCACUCAGAACUUCCCAGGGUGUCAACCAAAUUGUAUUUACUUCACAGAUGACUAUAACUUUAUUUGUUUUUUGGGUUCAGAGUCAGCUAGGCUCUUAAAACCCCAUGAUAUGGGUCGGUUUAAAUUGAAGAUGAAUGGAACAAUGAAACGAUUUUACGAUCCAGAUCAUACAAUUUACAGCGAUAAGCUAUUUCCUAUAUGGAUUUUGCCAACACUUAAAGGGCAAUCAAGUGAAAGGUAG
Molecule: messenger RNA, 1191 nt
Organism: Durio zibethinus
Lineage: Eukaryota; Viridiplantae; Streptophyta; Magnoliopsida; Malvales; Malvaceae
Source: RefSeq, a predicted model, not a curated record